GCUCAUUUCAUUUUGCUCUUCACACUUUCAAUCUCUCUCUCUCGAAGCCGCUACUCUGCAUCUGUGCCGAAGAAGAGUUAUCUGUAGUUAUCAACCAUGGGUAAAGAGAAGACACAUAUAAACAUUGUGGUUAUUGGCCAUGUCGACUCUGGGAAGUCUACUACCACAGGACACUUGAUCUACAAGCUUGGAGGAAUUGACAAGCGUGUGAUUGAGAGGUUCGAGAAGGAAGCUGCUGAGAUGAACAAGAGGUCAUUCAAGUAUGCCUGGGUUCUUGACAAGCUGAAGGCGGAGCGUGAGCGUGGUAUCACCAUUGAUAUUGCGUUGUGGAAGUUUGAGACCACAAAGUAUUACUGCACAGUUAUUGAUGCUCCCGGACAUCGUGACUUUAUUAAGAACAUGAUCACUGGAACCUCUCAGGCUGAUUGUGCUGUUCUCAUCAUUGACUCUACCACUGGAGGUUUUGAAGCAGGUAUUUCCAAGGAUGGUCAGACUCGGGAGCAUGCUUUGCUGGCCUUUACUCUUGGUGUGAAGCAAAUGAUUUGCUGCUGCAACAAGAUGGAUGCCACUACCCCCAAAUACUCCAAGGCCAGAUAUGAUGAAAUUGUGAAGGAGGUGUCUUCAUACCUGAAGAAGGUUGGGUACAACCCUGAUAAAGUUCCCUUUGUCCCCAUCUCUGGAUUUGAGGGAGACAACAUGAUUGAGAGGUCAACCAACCUUGACUGGUACAAGGGCCCAACACUUCUGGAAGCUCUUGAUCAGAUCAAUGAGCCAAAGAGGCCUUCUGACAAGCCACUCCGUCUCCCACUUCAGGAUGUUUACAAGAUUGGUGGUAUUGGAACUGUCCCUGUUGGACGUGUUGAGACUGGUGUUAUCAAGCCUGGUAUGGUUGUGACCUUUGCCCCUUCUGGCUUGACAACUGAAGUUAAGUCUGUUGAGAUGCACCACGAGGCUCUGACUGAAGCACUCCCUGGAGACAAUGUUGGGUUUAACGUGAAGAAUGUUGCUGUGAAGGAUCUGAAGCGUGGGUAUGUUGCCUCCAACUCCAAAGAUGAUCCUGCCAAGGAAGCUGCCAAUUUCACCUCCCAGGUCAUCAUCAUGAACCAUCCUGGUCAGAUUGGAAAUGGAUAUGCCCCUGUGCUCGAUUGCCACACAUCCCACAUUGCUGUCAAGUUUGCUGAGCUUGUCACCAAGAUUGACCGAAGGUCUGGCAAGGAGCUCGAGAAGGAGCCGAAGUUCCUCAAAAAUGGUGACGCUGGUUUUGUUAAGAUGAUUCCCACCAAGCCAAUGGUUGUCGAGACCUUCGCUGAGUACCCGCCGCUUGGUCGGUUUGCCGUGAGGGACAUGCGUCAAACAGUUGCUGUUGGUGUCAUCAAAGCUGUGGAGAAGAAGGACCCGACAGGAGCAAAAGUCACCAAAGCUGCCCAGAAGAAGAAAUGAGCAAUUGUUUCCGACCUCUAGUAGUUCUUCCUACAUGGAAGGGCUACUAUUAUCACCUAUUAUCCGCUUUAUGUUUCUUGAAUUUAGUUUUGAACAUUUUACCAGUUUUGAAAAUGGCCCCGGAGGAUUCUUCCAUUGCGGUUCUCUAGCCUCCAUGUGAGGAUAGUGGAGGAAUCGAGCAAUCUGUUUUGUCUCUGCAAUCAUCACAGAUUGCUUGGUGCCAGUUAUGGAAGCUCUUCCUUUGGAAGCCGUCUCGCAUUUUAUGUUGAUGAGAGGGUGUACUUUUGGGUGAACGCUCUAUUAUUUUCUGCAACUUUUUUCAGUCAAUUUUCUGUGUCUGUUUUCCUUGCAUUUGCUGGUUCUUUCCUCACAUGACAAAUGUGGUUGGCUUGUUUUUUCUGAGAUUUUGAGGUGUGGUCUUUGUUUUAUGACUUGCUGUGCUUAGCUAGUCUUGGAACUUUCUGUUCAUGACUUCACGUAGCUAGUCUUAGGGGCUGUUUG
Molecule: messenger RNA, 1941 nt
Organism: Cuscuta campestris
Lineage: Eukaryota; Viridiplantae; Streptophyta; Magnoliopsida; Solanales; Convolvulaceae
Source: the annotation of a GenBank genome assembly